AUGGCAGCCGCCGUUGGGGUUCGGGCAAGGCAGGGCGGAAUGGACGGAGGAGGCGAUUUUUUCCUUACGUCGCGGCCAUGGCUCAGUCUCUACGGCAUGCGGGUGCGCGCGGUACCACCGGUUGGCAGCGUGAGUCACGGCGGCGGUGCUCGCGAGAAAGAGACGUCUUUAAUCCACCGCGCCCUGCCGGAGGAGCUGCUGGUCGAGGUGUUCGCGCGCCUGCCGGCGCAGUAUCUGGGGCGCGUGGCAUGCGUGUGCCGCCGCUGGCGCUACACCGUGCGCGCCCCCGCGCUCUGGAAGGAGGCCUGCUUCCGCGCCUGGCAGGAUGAGGGCGAGGACGCGCUAAGGUUCUUACAGCGGCGCUUCUUCUCCUCAUCAUGGCGCACCAUGUGGUUGCACCGCCCGCGAAUCAGAUUCCAAGGCGUGUACGUGAGUCGCAACACAUACCUGCGGUGUGGGGUGGUGGAGUGGCGCAACAAGAGGCCCGUCCACAUGGUGUGCUACUAUCGGUACAUCAGCUUUCUCCCCAACGGGAAAGUUCUGUACAAGACGUCCCCCCAGGUGGUGCGGGAUGUGGCACGGCAGAUGCAGGCAGCAGCGCACAUGCGCUUCCCCUCCUCCAGAGUGCUUGCAGGGGGCACCGAUGCUUCCUCCCAUGCCUCCGAUGGCAUUCACCUCGGCCGCUACUCCAUCGUUGAUGACUCGAUUCAAGCAGCACUGCUGUAUCCGGGCCGACGAGCCACUCUUGUGCAGCUGAAGCUCAGGCUCCGUGGCACAUGUGUGGGCGCUAACAACCGCCUGGACGUACUGUCUCUCAUCACCGGAGGGGUAGGCCAUCAGGCCACCCCCCGCACCCCCAAGGAGGUCGACCUGCUGCUGCAGCAGCACUGCCGGCACAGAGGAGCCGCGAGAGGGAGAGGCGACGGCGAGGCAGAGGGAGGCGGGCAAGGAGGGGAGAUUGAGGGGGGAGGCGGGGGAGGAGUGGGAGAUGAGGGAGAGGAGGAGAGGGAUCCGUUGGAGGUGUUAGCAGAGCUGGAUCCGGAGGUGCCUGCUGUGGCUCACCAGAGGGGCACGGCGGCGUUUGUCUUUGUGCCCUUUGAAGAUGCGGACACGGACAUUUUAAACCUGCCCGUGGACAAGAUGGACUUUUACGUCCCUGGAUGA
Messenger RNA from Closterium sp. NIES-65, 1164 nucleotides. The record is from the annotation of a GenBank genome assembly. Lineage: Eukaryota; Viridiplantae; Streptophyta; Zygnematophyceae; Desmidiales; Closteriaceae.